AUGGCCUCGCUACCUCUUAGAUGUGUCUUGGCUUUGGCUGUAAUGCAAGUGGUAAGUACGAAGUGUAACAAUAAGGAACCAUUCAAUAUUGCCUUGCUUUAUGCACAGCAGAUCUAUAAUGUCAAUUCGCUCUUCUCUUGGCAGGUAUCCUCCUCUGGUGUGUUCGAGCUGAAAGUCCAUUCGUUCAACACUGCUCACCGCAUAUGCAGAAGGCAUAGGGACUGCCACAUCUUUUUCAGAAUUUGUCUCAAACACUCAGAGGAUGUCAUCCAUGCGGAGCCACCAUGCACUUUUGGAACAGGACACACCAACGUCAUCCGGGCAGAUCAGACCUCAAUUUCCAGCAGCGCUCCUAUUAGAAUACCGUUCCAUUUCAAGUGGCCGGUAAAUAAUAUUUUAUACAUAAAUACUAAUGUUAGACAAGGAAAUAGAAGUGUUAUGUUACUGUAUCAUUCUUGCAUAAACUUUAAUCCAGGAUUUACCUCUAUUCCAGGGAACAUUUUCGCUGAUCAUUGAAGCAUGGAACGCAGAAACCCCUACAGAAUACACAGGUAAGGUGUUGUUGCAGUAGGCUUAUUAUAGCCUUUUUUUAACAGCCUACCUUUUACUUUCAAACAUUCAAUAUGUCAAUAGGCUACUACAAUACUAUUUUUCUUAUAUUUUUCAGACAACCAAAACAACCUGGUCAGCCGCUUGGCUACCAGAAGAAGACUGGCCAUAGGCGAGGACUGGUCUCAAGACGUCCACUUCGGAGAGCAGAGCGAGCUGCGCUAUUCCUAUCACGUAUUCUGUGACGAGUACUACUUUGGCGACAGCUGCGCCGAAUACUGCAGACCCCGCGACGACACUCUGGGCCACUACACCUGUGACGUGGAGGGGAACAAACAAUGUCUGGAGGGCUGGAAGGGAAACUACUGUUCUGAUCGUAAGUUCAAUCUACUUGGUUAACAUCAUUGACUUUAGGCUACAUUACUGUCCAGACUCAGAUGCUGUCAACCAGGUUGUCUCGGUCUGCACUGUAUAGGCCUAUUGUAAAUAGACUGCACAGUGCACGCAAUGAUUAAUUGAUGAAUGAGGCGAAUGUUCUUUUUGGCAUUCUCCUUAGUGAAAACAAUGAAUGCAAUUAGAAGGUAUCACAAGGGCAGCAUAUAGACCUGAAUGAUUGGUGGCAAUAAUUUUUACAUACAGGCCUAUAUAUAAUCACACCAAUAAUUAAUCAUAUGCAACACAUUUUAAUUCCACAUUUUAUGAAAAUGUUUGUGCUGAGUUAUUUCUAAAGUAAGAUUACUCUGCCUCAAGGAUUUCAAUUGAAUCCCUUAACCAGCCGUUCUACUCCUUUAGACAGGCAUAAUUGCAUGAGUCUUAAAAGAGCCUUAAAAGUAUCUACUUUUAUCUCAGAAAGCCCCCUGUAGCGUUGCUUUAUAGACUUUAUAGUAAGGAAGGCUUGUGGCGUUGGAUCUGCCUUUUGUUCCCCUGUAACAAAGGGAUAAAGAACCGUGACACACCAGGGACACAUGUUGGAGAUGCUGUGUGUGUGUGUGUGUGUGUGUGUGAGUUGCAGGUGUGUGUGAGGCAGAGGGAGAAAAGAAAGUCCUGCUGUCUGUUUCUACGGUGACUUGCUCACCAGCUGCUUGGUUUAAUACUUAACAAACAGUUGAAGUCUGAGACGGGGGGCGGGAGGGCCGGGGGGUGGGGUCAGACAGAGUUGGGUGUCUGUGUGUGUUCUGUGAUGUAAAGCGGUGGUGGGGGGUGCAUUCCCAAUCUACCCAUUCAUUGUAAUCACACCCUCUCCCCCCUCCUCCCACCAGCCAUCUGUUCGGCGGACUGCAGUACGAGGCACGGCUACUGCGAGGCCCCUGGGGACUGCAAGUGCAGAAUGGGUUGGCAGGGGCCCUUGUGCAACGAGUGUGUGCGCUACCCGGGCUGCCUCCAUGGCACCUGCGGCCAGCCGUGGCAGUGCGACUGCAAGGAGGGUUGGGGCGGCCUCUUCUGCGACCAGGACCUCAACUACUGCACCAACCAUCGGCCGUGUGCCAAUGGUGCCACCUGCACCAACACAGGCCAGGGCAGUUACACCUGUACCUGCCGCCCGGGCUACGGUGGCACCAACUGUGAGCUGGAGACCAAUGAGUGCGACAGCAACCCCUGCAAGAACGGAGGCAGCUGCAACGUGAGUAAUAUUACAGCUUGCAGGAAAUAGGGGUAGUUAAAUAUUGGCUAGGAUUUUUUUUAGAUGUUCAAUUGUGUGUUAAUUAAACAAUAUUUUUUCUCUUAGUUAAUUUGGCAUGCCAUGUUAUAUAUUGUUUUUUUUUACUUAAUUGUCCAGUCCAUUUGAACGUAAAAUGGAAAUGUGUCCUUGGCACAAACACAGUGUAACAUAACACAUUACAGUAAUAAACAUGUUCAAAUAAGACACAAUGUCAGAAACAUGAUCAGUAAUCAUGGAUCAUCUAUGGAUUGUAAAAAGCCAAAGCUCAGUCAAGGUGUCUGCAAGAAUUCUCUCGACGUUAUCAAAAAUACUCGAAUGUCAAUACUCUCGCUCUUUAGGACCUGGAGAACGACUACUCAUGCACCUGCCCCCAGGGCUUCUAUGGGAAGAACUGUGAGAUCAUCGCCAUGACGUGUGCCGAUGGGCCCUGCUUCAAUGGAGGCACAUGCAUGGAGAUGCUGACGGGGGGCUAUACUUGCCGUUGCCCUCCCACCAACACUGGCUCCAACUGCGAGAAGAAACUGGACCGCUGCAGCAACAGCCCCUGUCUGAAUGGUGAGUCUGACUGCAGUGGAUCACGCUCAAAUUCAAGUAUAUCGUUUAUUUGCCAUUUGCAGGUAUUAAAGUAGUACCUACAUUGGAAUGCUUUGUUGGAGCUCUCUCACAUAUAGUACAGUACAUACACAUGUACAGUAAAAAGAUAAUAAAUAGUCAUCAGAGAGCACAGCUGAACACUGUAUGCUGGAAACACUCGGUUUGAUAUUUUAACCAAUCUUUGUUAAACAUAAAUACCGAACUUGUUUUUGCAUGGAUAGGUUUUAACAGCUAGGACUGCUAUUUCUUGUCCCGGAAUCCCGCUUAACUGACAGGUUAAAGUCUGCUUGAAAGAGCCGCUAACCAAGCUAAGCUGCUAGCCAUCAAGCUAACUAAGUUAGUCCCAGAUGAGUUUUCCAAUGGAGCCCUCUUUGUCUGGAGAAGUAAAUGAACGGUUCCAGCGUUGUAGGAGCGCUAUCUACUACGCUUUUUUUUGGGACAAAUUGGAUAACUCAGAUAUCCAAUGCGGCAAUUGUUUGCUUGCCGAGGAUUAUUGGCUUGAGUUGGCUUACUUGAUCAUGCAGGUUGCCAUCCUACGUAAGAAACUGGGGAAAACGCAGAGUGGAAUGUUUACCUUUUCUACUCCGAUAUCUAGACGGCGUUCGCGCUUGUUGGAUGCAUCUCCACCUUGUCGUUUGUCAUUAUCCGACUGGCCGGUGUGGCACGGAGUUUGUUCGCCAGGGGAGCCAUCUCGUGCCUCUCCAUCUGAUAGCGGAGUCGAAGGAGUGCAGCUAGAGGAGCAUGGUAAUCAACGAUUUCGAAGUCGACAUCGGCAACCUUCCGUCCCUGCUCUGGAUCGAGUUGGGCUUCUCCAUCUGUCAGAGGCCUGCGCUGGGAGCUACGGGCUCAAGUUAUCCUGCCUCUGGCCCGUGCUUAAAGGGUUCUCCGAAUCCUGUGAAAUGUGGGUGGAUUUCCUCGUCUUUCUCGCCAGCUCCAUGGUAAGAAAUGUGACUGCCUGGUGCAAAAACAAUGUCCUAUCCCGGAGCUCGAGUAAAUUACAUUACUAAGCUGCUUCCGAAUGUACCAAGGCAGGACAUGGACAUCGAUUCUAUCAUAGUCCAUGUGGGUUUUAAUGACAUUAUGAAGGGCAGCUCUGACCAGUUGACACAUAUUAUUGCAGCUCAAUGGGUGUAACUUUUGUUGACAAUUUCGAUACCUUUUGGAAACAAAAAACGUUUUAUAAGGAGGAUGGGAUCCACCCAAAUAAUUUGGGUUCCUGGAUCCUUUCACAGCAUUAUAAGGCUGUGUUGAGGCAAUGACUUAUCAAUGACCGAAGCCCAGCUCAGUUAAUUCCUACCAUUGUGUCGCUGAGUCAUCAUAAUGCUUUAGCAAACGUACAGUGUACCAGGGGCAUUGGUAGACGCAAUGUAAAUAAAAUAAUUUAUGUCCAUCUAAGUGCCCAGAAUGCCUCUGCUGAUCCUACAGCUAUUGUAUGCAGCAAUCAUGUGCCUAUGAACCAGAUUUAUGCUGUUAGCACUGAGGCGGUGUGCCCUAGUAGGAAGUCCACAGAGUGCAGAUCACCCUGCACUAACAUAAAUAACAUGAGAAUAUCUACUUCUGUCAAGCUUCCCAGUAAAGCAAUGAAAACAAGCAAGCAUCCCAGAAAAGUGCUCAAAAUAGCCCACAUUAACAUAUGUAGCUUAAGAAACAAGGUUCAUGUCAUUAAUAACUUGCUAGUAACAGAUGACAUUCAUAUUCUGACUAUCUCUGAAACUCACUUUGACAAUACCUUUGAUGAUACAGUGGUAGCAAGGUUAUAACAUUUACAGAAAACACAGAAAUGCCAGUGGUGGAGGUGUUGCUGUUUAUAUUCAGAAGAUUAGAGAGGAUCUCAUGUUCAAUACUGUUGAAGUAAUAUGGCUACAGGUUCAUCUGCCUCACCUAAAGCCCAUUCUUUAAUGAUUUUUUCAUUGGCAAGAUUAGCAAAUGUAGUCAUGACAUGCCAGCAACAAACACUGACACUACACAUUCAAGUAUAUCUGACCAGAUUAUGAAAGACAAGAAUUGUAAUUUUGAAUUCCAUAAAGUGAGUGUGGAAGAGGUGAAAAAAAGUAUUGUUGCCUAUCAACAAUGACAAGCCACCGGGGUCUGAGGAUAAUAGCGGACUAUAUUGCCACUCCUAUUUGCCAUAUCUUCAAUUUAAGCCUACUUGAAAGUGUGUGCCCUCAGGCCUGGAGGGAAGCAAAAGUCAUUCCGCUACCUAAGAAUAGUAAAGCCUCCUUUACUGGCUCAAAUAGCAAUAGAAAAGCUUUUGACAUUAUCAAUCAUAGUCUGCUGCUGGAAGAACGUAUGUGGUAUGGCUUUACAUCUCCCGCUAUAUUGUGGAUAAAGAGUUACCUGUCUAACAGAACACAGAGGGUGUUCUUUAAUGGAAGCCUCGCCAACAUAAUCCAGGUAGAAUCAGGAAUUCCCCAGGGCAGCUGUCUAGGCCCCUUACUUUUUUCAAUCUUUACAAACGACAUGCCACUACGCUUUGAGUAAAGCCAGUGUGCCUAUGUAUGCGGAUGACUCAACACUAUACACGUCAGCUACUACAGCGACUGAAAUGACUGCAACACUUAAUAAAGAACUGCAGUUAGUUUCAGAAUUGGUGGCAAUGUAUUAGUUAGUCCUAAAUAUUUCAAAAACUAAAAGCAAAUGGGACAAAUCAUUCACUAAACCCUAAACCUCAACUAAAUCUUGUAAUAAAUAAUGUGGAAAUUGAGCAAGUUGAGGUGACUAAACUGCUUGGAGUAACCCUGGUUUGUAAACUGUCAUGGUCAAAACAUAUUGAUACAACAGUAGAUAAGAUGGGGAGAAGUCUGUCUAUAAUAAAGCGCUGCUCUACCUUCUUCACAGCACUACCAACAAGGCAGGUCCUACAGGCCCUAGUUUUGUCGCACCUGGACUACUGUUCAGUCGUGUGGUCAGGUGCCACAAAGAGAGACUUAGGAAAAUUGCAAUUGGCUCAGAACAGGGCAGCAAGGCUGGCCCUUGGAUGUACACAGAGAGCAAACAUUAAUAAUACGCAUGUCAAUCUCUCCUGGCUCAAAGUGGAGGAGAGAUUGACUUCAUCACUACUUGUAUUUGUGAGAGGUAUUGACAUGUUGAAAGCACCGAGCUGUCUGUUUAAACGACUAGCACACAGCUCAGACACCCAUGCAUACCCCACAAGACAUGCCACCAGAGGUCUCUUCACAGUCCCCAAGUCCAGAACAGACUAUGGGAGAUGCACAGUACUACAUAGAGCCAUGACUACAUGGAACUCUAUUCCACAUCAGGUAACUGAUAAAAGCAGUAGAAUCAGAUUUAUUUAAAAAAGAUACAAAUACACCUUGUGGAACAGCGGGGACUGUGGAGCAACACAAACAUAGGCACAGACACAUGCAUACACACAUAUGCCCCGUGUAGCUCAGUUGGUAGAGCAUGGCGCUUGCAACGCCAGGGUUGUGGGUUCGAUUCCCACGGGGGGCCAGUAUAAAAAAUAAAAAAAUAAAAAAUGUAUGCACUCACUAACUGUAAGUCGCUCUGGAUAAAAGCGUCUGCUAAAUGACUAAAAAAAUACAUUAAAUGUUUUAAAAAAGAACAAAAAAUAUGUAUAUAUAUGAUAACAUAACGCACUAUACACACACGUACACAUGGAUUUUGUGUUGUAGAUAUGUGGUAGUGGAGUAGGGGCUCGAGGGCACACACUUAUUAGUGUGUUGUGAAAUCUGUUAUGAAUGUAUUGUAAUGUUUUAAAAAUUUUAUAACUGCCUUCACUUUGCCGGACCCCAGGAAGAGUAGCUGCUGCCUUGGCAACAGCUAAUGGGGAUCCAUAAUAAAUACAAAUACUAAUAGAAGUGGUAAGAUAAUAAAACAAUGUGCACAAGUGCCAAAAGUAGGAGAAAAACAGCAGCCAGGUUGCUUGGUUUAAAAGGCGGAUUGCACUGGGAUUAAAGCUAUUCUUGAACUUGGUAGUGGAGGUCUUGAUGCUCCUGUAACCAGCCCAGAUGGUAGCUGGGAGAACAGAGCACUCGCAGGGUGGCUGGGGUCUUUAGUCUUUUGGGCCCUAGUAAGGGAUCUGCCUACAUAGAUGGCCUUGAUGAAGCGGAGGGUAGUGCCAAUGAUUCUCUCUGCAGUGUGCGCUACCCUCUGAAACCUUUUGCAGUAAUUUGCAUUGGUGUUACCAUAGCACACAGUGAUGGAUCCAGCCAGGAUGCUCACUACUGUGCAUUGGUAGAAGUUGACUUGAGUGCCUGUACUCAUGCCAAACGUCUUCAGUAGCCUCAGGAAAUAGAGCCGCUGCUAUGCCUUCCUGAUCACAGCAUUUGUGUUGGCUGGCCAUGUCAGAUCAGAUGAGAUGGUUAUGUCAAGGAAUUUAAAACAGUCCACUAGCUCCCCAAAAAAGUGGAAACAGGUGAAAGUGGAUGGAGAGGAGCUUGCCUUGGUUCUGGCAACAUCUAGUGGUUGAAGUACGCAGCUGCACUUGCUUGGUAGCACAAUGAAUGAAUACAUGUUUUCAGGGUAUAUCAAUUAAUGAAGUCAUGAAGUGCCAACAGCGUGAUAUCCCAUGUACCCCAUCUUGUACUACUUCAGAAUGUGGUAGGCUGCAGUGUACUAAGUGGAGCCGUAUGAUAUGUUGUCUUCUAGGUGGUGAGUGUCUAGACCUGGGUCAGAGCGUGCUGUGCCGCUGCCGCUCCGGCUUUACCGGUGCCAACUGCCAGGUCAACAUCGACGACUGUGCCUCAGCGCCGUGCCAGAAUGCCGGCACCUGCCAGGAUGGCGUGGAUGAUUACACCUGUUCGUGCACGUUGGGCUACGCCGGCAAGAACUGUAGCGUGCGCUCAGAUGCUUGCGGCCGCGGUGCCAGCGCCCAGCCCUGCCAGAAUGGCGGCACCUGCUUCACCCACUUCACGGGGCCUGUGUGCCAGUGCCCGCCGGGUUUCAUGGGACCCAGCUGCGAGUUCACGCUGCAGCCCAGCUUCCAGCCCGCCCCCCGACUGACCAAUAAACCUUCCUCCACCGCCCUCACAGCCUCCUGCGUCUUGGCGUUAUUUGCCCUUGGCCUGGCGACGGGCAUCGUGGUGCUGCGGCGGCGCCGGCUGCGUGGCAGGAAGCAGCUGAACGACACGGCGGUGUUCAAUGACCUGGAGACAGGGAUCAACCGCUUCCCCAGCGAAAGAGAGGCUUUCAUGGCGGCUAGCGGCCUGUUCAAGAUCAGCAACAGCGACCCACGCCUCAGCAUGGCAUCACUUGAAUCGCUGAGACCCCCAGACGACAGGACGGGCCGGGGACUUGGGGGGGAGCGCCACUCUUUCUCCCCUGGACAGGACUACCUCUGGAGGGGGGACAGCGGGGUUGGGCUGAGAUGA
Messenger RNA from Coregonus sp. 'balchen', 8136 nucleotides. Lineage: Eukaryota; Metazoa; Chordata; Actinopteri; Salmoniformes; Salmonidae. The record is from the annotation of a GenBank genome assembly.